AUGACACAUUAUAUCGAGAGAACUUGGGAUGAUUUAAAAAAUGUCAUCAACGAAGACCGAUUAGGAGAGUUGGGUCGAAAAGACCAAGACACUACAAAGAUGAUGGAUCAUAUGGUCUAUGUCAGAGCAACCUAUUCUUCAACCAAAGAUUAUAUCCUAUCCAAAAUGUUUGAUUUUCCAACCGAGGAUGAUCAUCAACACCCAAUCAUCAACAAUGUAGAUAAUAAUAUAACCAACCAAAAUAAUGAUAAUAAUAAUAAUAAUGACUCAAGUAGUAGUGAUAAUAGUAAUAAUAAUAAUGUAUAUAAGAAAAAAGUUGUAAGACCAGUAGAUGUAAAACAAAAAUUAGCUUUUAAAUUAAACGAUUUUCCAUAUAACUGUCAUGACAGUAUUACGCAUUGGGUACUUUGGUGUCUACAACCAUUGACUCAUCAAGAAGCCAAAGAGCACCUCAUCACGCAUUUCCAACACAAACUCCAACACCAACAAGACUUUUUGUUCUUUAUCAAUCCCGUCGAAUUACAAUCUAUCCGCGAGGUUACACAUUACCAUGUAUUUGUUAAAAAUGAUUCAUUUAAUAGAUUGGAUUGGCAACAACAAGACUCAAAGAAGGAACAAAACAGUGAUCACUGUUUCAAAAAUAAUACCAAUUGUCUCAACGAUAAUUCUAAUAAUAAUACCGUUGGUCAAAUCGCAUCUGGUACUACCAAUACUGUACCAUCAUUUUAA
This is a messenger RNA of Cavenderia fasciculata, 729 nucleotides long. RefSeq lists its product as uncharacterized. NCBI's taxonomy places the organism in Eukaryota, Evosea, Eumycetozoa, Acytosteliales, Cavenderiaceae. The transcript has a single exon. The record is from RefSeq and is a predicted model, not a curated record. Gene Ontology annotation, cellular component: cytoplasm. Bases 1 to 729 code for a protein of 242 amino acids. Gene Ontology annotation, biological process: N-acetylglucosamine metabolic process.